UUUCUACUCGGCGACGCUGAAGUACAGUACUUACUAGUUCCGGAGGAUGAUGUCAUGAUGUCCAUGCUGCUGAGUUGAAUCCGAGAUUUUGCAGUUAAAUAGUUCCCUGACUUCUGAAAAAUGGGGAUUCUCGAAAAGAUAGCGGAAAUCGAGAGAGAAAUCUCGCGUACUCAGAAAAACAAAGCAACUGAGUACCAUCUUGGUUUACUGAAGGCCAAGCUAGCCAAGUACAGAGCCCAGCUGUUGGAACCCUCAAAAUCAGCUGGGUCCAAAGGAGAGGGGUUCGAUGUUAUGAAAUCUGGGGAUGCCAGGGUGGCGCUCAUUGGUUUUCCAUCUGUUGGUAAGUCCACGUUUCUCAGUUUGAUGACAUCGACUGAGAGUGAGGCAGCCUCCUAUGAAUUCACAACGUUGACAUGCAUCCCUGGAGUUAUUGAGUAUAAAGGUGCCAAUAUCCAACUUUUGGAUUUACCUGGAAUCAUUGAAGGUGCUGCCCAAGGAAAGGGCAGAGGGCGACAGGUGAUAGCUGUGGCCAGAACAGCAGACGUCGUCAUCAUGAUGCUGGACGCAACAAAGGGGGAUGUUCAGAGGGCACUUCUGGAAAAAGAGCUGGAAUCUGUCGGAAUCAGGCUCAAUCGGUCGAAACCAAACAUUUAUUUCAAGCCCAAGAAAGGUGGAGGACUUUCCUACAAUUCAACUGUCCCUCUCACCCAUUGCUCUGAGAAACUAGUACAACUCAUUCUGCAUGAAUACAAAAUCUUCAAUGCAGAGGUUUUGUUCAGGGAAGACAGCACACCAGACGAGUUCAUUGAUGUCAUCGUGGGGAACAGAGUCUACAUGCCUUGCUUAUAUGUGUACAACAAAGUAGAUCAAAUUUCCAUGGAGGAGGUUGACCGGUUGGCUCGGAGACCCCACAGUGUUGUCAUCAGCUGUGGGAUGAAACUGAACCUGGACUAUCUUCUGGAGAAGUUAUGGGAGUACCUGGCGCUGAUCUGCAUUUACACCAAGAAAAGAGGAGAACGACCAGAUUUCAAUGACGCAAUUAUCAUGCGGAGAGGAGCAAGUGUAGAACAUGUGUGUCACGCCAUCCACCGAACAUUAGCAAGCCAGUUCAAGUAUGCUCUGGUCUGGGGAACAAGUACUAAGUACAGUCCUCAGAGGGUUGGCCUUACCCAUAUAAUGGAGCACGAGGACGUGAUCCAGAUUGUGAAGAAAUGAAGCACGAUUGAAAUGGCACAAAAUAUCAGGCCAUUUGACUGUGGUCGUGCUUAGGAAGGCUGCAAAAGAGAAUGUCUCCAUUUCCAACCAAUGUACAGUGGAUUUUGCCAAAACAAAAAAUGUCUGAUUCUUAUUUUAUGCACACAAGAAAAAUCAGAUG
Megalops cyprinoides (Indo-Pacific tarpon) is the source of this 1375-nucleotide messenger RNA. RefSeq names its product developmentally regulated GTP binding protein 2 (gene drg2). The record is from RefSeq and is a predicted model, not a curated record. The coding region runs from base 121 to 1215 and encodes 364 amino acids. Lineage: Eukaryota; Metazoa; Chordata; Actinopteri; Elopiformes; Megalopidae. Gene Ontology annotation, cellular component: cytoplasm. Gene Ontology annotation, biological process: cytoplasmic translation. Gene Ontology annotation, molecular function: GTPase activity; GTP binding. The transcript has 14 exons.